AUGCAAGAAAAAGAUGCACGACAAAAGCGAUUCGAGGAAUUAAAAUCACAAGCCGAAGCCGACGAUGAAGAACGAAAGUCCGCGGCCACUGGCAACGCUGCAGCGGUGACUAUGGAAGACUUCGAGGCGGAUUGGAAUGCGAGUCAGUUUUGGUAUGAUGAAGGAACGAGCAGGGCUUUAGCUGAGGAAUUGGUGGAGGGGGUUGGAGAAGAGGAUCAUGUCGCACUGGUUAGUGCACCAAGUGUUUUUGUGAAGCUGAAGAAUUUGAUGGUGAGCCCCUCCAGCGUACCAGAUGAUUUUUCUUGA
This is a messenger RNA of Orbilia oligospora ATCC 24927, 306 nucleotides long. RefSeq lists its product as uncharacterized. Lineage: Eukaryota; Fungi; Ascomycota; Orbiliomycetes; Orbiliales; Orbiliaceae. The transcript has 2 exons. The coding region runs from base 1 to 306 and encodes 101 amino acids. Gene Ontology annotation, molecular function: protein-lysine N-methyltransferase activity. The record is from RefSeq and is a predicted model, not a curated record.